Molecule: messenger RNA, 1389 nt
Organism: Leptopilina boulardi
Lineage: Eukaryota; Metazoa; Arthropoda; Insecta; Hymenoptera; Figitidae
Product: zinc carboxypeptidase-like
Exons: 7
Coding region: 104-1363 (419 amino acids)
Biological process (GO): proteolysis
Molecular function (GO): metallocarboxypeptidase activity; zinc ion binding
Source: RefSeq, a predicted model, not a curated record
GUUGUAUCUCUUUUUUCUGAUACUAUUUAGUGAAAUCACCUUUUAUAUACAUUGUCAUUAUUAUGUUGGAGCGGGGUAUUUCAAGAUAAUUUGACAAGCAAACAUGCGUCUCCAUCAGUUUUUAAAUAUUCUAUUAACCUUUGCCGUAGUUUUUGCUACAGAUGAAAAGAUUACAUUUGAAAACUUUAAAGUUUAUAGAAUUUUGCCUGAAACUGAGGGACAUGUUGAUUUGUUACAUCAAUUAGAACAGGAUAAUAAUAAUUUUCUCUUUUGGAAUGGAAUCACUUCUGUGAACAAUUCUGUCGAUUUAAUGGUGUCUCCUGAAACGAGUUUAGGAUUUGAGAAGACAAUGAAUAUUUAUGGAAUUAAAUACAGUAUUUUCAUUGAGAAUGUUCAGCAUUUAAUUGACACUGAGAAUCCGCGAGAAAUUAUUAAAACUGAUUCUGAAUUUGCUUUUAAUAAAUAUCAUACACUGGAUGAAAUUUAUGUUUAUUUUGAACACCUUUCUCAAAAGUAUGAUGUUGUUCAAGUUAUUGAUGCUGGAAAAACUACGGAGGGUCGUUCUAUUAAAGGGGUAAAAAUUUCGUACAAAAAAGAAAACCCAGGAAUCUUCAUAGAAGCAGGAAUUCAUGCUCGAGAGUGGAUAACUCCUGCCACUGCUCUGUAUCUUAUUAAUCAACUAUUGACGAGUAAAGACAAAAAUAUUAGAAGUCUUGCUGAAAAUCGUAAUUGGUACAUAUUUCCAAGCUUUAACCCUGAUGGAUAUGUUUAUACUCAUACGAAGAAUCGCUUGUGGAGAAAAACGAGAUCAAAGAAAAGUGCUUUAUGUCCUGGAGUUGAUGCCAACAGGAACUGGGGUUUUAAGUGGAUGUCCGGUGGUGCAAGCAGUUUUCCUUGUGCUGAAACUUAUGCUGGAUCAGUGGCCUUUAGUGAACCGGAAACCAAAUCAAUGGCGAAUUAUAUAAAAUCAAUUUCUAAUGAACUAUUUGCGUAUAUUUCAUUCCAUAGCUAUUCUCAACUUUUGAUGUUCCCUUAUGGUCACACAAAAGAUCAUUUGGAUAAUUACGAAGAAGAGUUGUCUAUGGGAAAGAAAGCAAUAGGUGCACUUCAACAAAGAUAUGGCACUAAAUAUGUAACUGGAAAUAUUGCUGAAACCAUUUAUAUUGCAAGUGGAAGUUCAAGCGAUUGGGUAAAGGGAACAUUAAAAUUACCAGUUGUAUUUACAUAUGAGUUUCGUGACAAAGGCAGAUAUGGCUUUUUGCUUCCUGCAAAUCAAAUUAUUCCCAAUGGUGAAGAAAUAGUUGACUCUUUGAUUGGAAUGUUUGACGAAGCUGCACGAUUUGGUUAUCCUAAAAAGUCUUGAAUAAAUAUAUCAUUUUAAGAAAAAUA